Messenger RNA from Silurus meridionalis, 1721 nucleotides. It is a transcript of the gene prph2lb, whose product is annotated as peripherin 2-like b. NCBI's taxonomy places the organism in Eukaryota, Metazoa, Chordata, Actinopteri, Siluriformes, Siluridae. Gene Ontology annotation, biological process: visual perception. Bases 400 to 1443 code for a protein of 347 amino acids. The record is from RefSeq and is a predicted model, not a curated record. Gene Ontology annotation, cellular component: membrane. The transcript has 4 exons.
UGGUCUUCAGAGGUAAACGUGUGCAUCAGGAAUGUACACACUUGGGAAACACUCUUUCCGAGCUAUUGGAUUGGUCGAGAUGGUCUGGCACCUCUCCAUGAAAUCCAGAAGAUAAGCAGAUUACGUGGCUCAGACGAAGGCCACUGCUCUGUCUCUGUCUCGCUGCUCACCCAAACAUCUAACAUUCGCCUGGCAUGGAAAAAGAACCAUGAAUGAGGAAUGUGAACACCUGAGAACCAGAGUGAAGCUCAGGUCAUCAUGGAGGAGAGCAAAAAUACCUCACCUAAUCUGAUUACGAGGGGCCUCUGGAAAUAACCCUCUCCCUAUGCUCCUAUUCUGCCCCGCUGACCGAACAUCUCCAACCCUUCUGAGACCCUCUGCCCUCAUUUCUCUGAUAAAAUGGCAGUCUUAAAGGUGACCUUCACAAAGAGGAGUCUAGACAAGCUGGCCCAGGCUCUGUGUGUCCUCAACUGGGUCUCUGUGAUUACAGGCCUCGUGCUCUUCAGCUUGGGCCUUUUCUUAAAGCUGGAGAUCCAGAAACGACGAGAGCUCAUGACCGACGAGAUCCAUUCGGUGCCAGACAUGCUGAUCGGCGUCGGCCUGGCCGCCUGCGGAAUCAACUUCCUGGGCGUGAAGAUCUGCUCCGAGUGUGUGGAUGCUGACAAGUUCCUGCACUGGAAGCUCCUCAUGCUCCUGUACAUCGUCUGCAUGUUCUUCUUCACCUUCUGCAUCCUGGUUGGAGCUCUGAUGUGCUACAGCAUGCGCAGGGACCUGGAAGCCACUCUGUUUCUGGGGCUGCAGGACGCCAUGCGCCUCUACAAGGACACGGAUACGCCGGGGCGAUGCUACAUCAAACAGAACAUCGAUCUCCUGCAGAUCCAGUUCCAGUGCUGUGGAAACGAUGGGUUUAGAGACUGGUUCCACAUCCAGUGGGUCAGUAACCGGUACCUGGACAUGAGCAGCAGUGAAGUGAUGGAGCGGCAGAGGAGCAACGUGGAUGGGAAGUAUCUCCUGGAUGGAGUGCCGUUCAGCUGCUGUAAUCUGUGCUCCCCUCGGCCCUGCAUCCAGCACCACAUCACCAACAGCUCUGCACACUACAACUACAACUAUCAGAGCGAGGAACUGAACCUGAACCAGAGGGGCUGCAGACACGCCUUGCUGGAUUACUACACCCACAUCAUGCAGUCCAUCGGCUUCAUCGUCCUCAUCAUCUGGCUCUUCGAGCUGGCUGUUCUCACAGGAGUCCGUUACCUGCAGACAUCUAUGGAGAACAUGCUGAAGAUAGGAACUCCUGACUCUGAGUCUGAAGGCUGGCUUCUGGAGAACAGCAUCACAGAGACAGCUCGCUACAACUUCAACAUCAUCAAGAACCUGGGAAAGUGCUACCAGGUGGACGACGAUCCCAACAUCGACGUCCCGAGCAGCAGCGGGAACGUCUCUUGAUCAGUGGUGAGCUCAUGAUGUCCUAGAAAAGCUUCAUCAUCUGAGGUUCUACGGUGAAAAGUCACCUGGUGCCAUACUGACUGGUUGCCAAGACGGAGUGGAGAAAUGAAUGAAAACUUGGAUUUUGUUGCAUAAUGUGUGUAAAAAAAUGUAAAACCAGUAACCGCCUUGUGAAACAUUCCGAAAUGUGUUGUUUUUUUAUCAUGUCCUAAAUGAACAAAGUUAGAAGCUCCGAUCUUCUGCUCUUGAAAACAAAAAUAAACCACCUUUACCUUCUA